Molecule: messenger RNA, 3816 nt
Organism: Ochlerotatus camptorhynchus
Lineage: Eukaryota; Metazoa; Arthropoda; Insecta; Diptera; Culicidae
Product: solute carrier family 53 member 1
Exons: 8
Coding region: 723-2741 (672 amino acids)
Biological process (GO): phosphate ion transport; cellular response to phosphate starvation
Cellular component (GO): plasma membrane; cytoplasm; Golgi apparatus
Molecular function (GO): inositol hexakisphosphate binding
Source: RefSeq, a predicted model, not a curated record
UCAGUUUACUCCUCCGUCGCGUUGUGUUUGGAUCGUGCGAAAACUUUUCCGUUCCGUCUCCGCCGAGUGUCGAAAGCGGUGCUGGUGCUGAUGGUGUUUGCCUGGUGACCUUUUUCCUCUAGCGUGUCGCGAACUUGAUGGCAAAUAAAUUUAUUGUGCUGUUCGUAUAGGUGUUGGUGAUGUGAUUUUGAUUACGGUUUUUGUUUUUCCUCUUAGGAAAAGUGCGUUUUUGUUUUUGUCUCGACCCGCGCCGUAGCAACGAACAGCUGACUGCGAGUGCGAGAAGGCGCAGAGCAUCGGAACGGGAUCCGCUUUCUGUCGUGUCUUGAACCACCCACCAACCCCCGGCCCCUUGAGAGUGAGGAGUGUGUGUUUUGUUUUUCAUGCUAACGAGUAGAAUCAUUCCACCGAAGAAGUAGUGCUUUGUUUUGGUGGAACGGUGUGCAAAUCCAAACGCGGAGGGCGAGAAAUCCCAGAUCCGGAACUCCAGAGCGUAGAGCUGUUUACUAUAGGUGCGAUCCGGAUCUUUCGCGAUCAAAACCUGGCAGACUGAAAACGUGAAGAUUGAUUAGGGAAUUUUAAGUGGCAACCCGUGUCUUAUUUACAGCUGUGAUUAAUCAGCGGUCACUCCUAUAGAGUGAACUGUUCAGUAGAAUUAAGCAGCCAAUAUCAAUGUGGUGAAGCAACCCGAGGAGGACCGGAACGUGCUUUGAACCUGCAGGAUGAAAUUCGCGGAACACCUCUCCGCUCACAUUACUCCAGAAUGGCGGAAACAGUACAUCAACUACGAGGAAAUGAAAGCGAUGCUGUACACGGCCGUGGAAGAGGCCCCGGCCCUGGACAGCGUCGAGGAUGACAUCAUCAAGCGCCAUUUUGCCAACUUUGAUGAAAACUUCUACCACUACUGCGACGAGGAGCUGAAAAAGAUCAACACAUUCUACUCGGAGAAGCUGGCCGAAGCCACCCGAAAGUAUGCCGGUCUGAGCGCCCAGCUGAAGAACAUGCUCGAAAGCCAACACAAAACCAAAUCCAAAGGUCACACGCUGAAGCGGAUGAACCUCCCCUACCGGAAAGCGCAGGAACUGAAGCUGGCCUUCAGUGAGUUCUACCUGAGCUUGAUCCUGCUGCAGAACUACCAGAACCUCAACCACACCGGGUUUCGGAAAAUUCUCAAGAAGCAUGACAAACUGUUACGGUGCGAUAACGGUGGUCGGUGGCAGAAGGAGCAGGUCGAAACGAGCCAUUUCUUCACCAACAAAGACAUCGACAAGCUGAUCAACGAUACGGAAACGACGGUCACUACCCAGCUCGAGAGCGGCGAUCGACAGAAGGCCAUGAAGCGGCUGAGGGUUCCCCCACUCGGAGAACAGCAGAGUCCGUGGACCACGUUCAAGGUGGGUCUGUUCAGUGGGAGCUUUGUAGUGUUGUUCAUUGCUGUGAUCCUAUCGGCGAUCUUCCACGAGAGUACGGGAGAAAAUCUGAAGAUCGCCUUCCGACUGUACCGGGGGCCCCUGUUGGUGAUCGAGUUUGUGUUUCUACUCGGCGUUAACAUCUACGGCUGGCGGUCGUCCGGAGUGAAUCAUGUGCUGAUCUUCGAACUGGAUCCCCGGAAUCACCUGUCCGAGCAGCACCUGAUGGAAUUGGCAGCCAUUUUGGGAGUCGUUUGGACGUUGAGCUUGCUAAGCUUCCUGUACAGCGCUAGCUUGAGUAUACCACCGUACGUGAAUCCACUGGCGUUGACCGUCGUCAUGAUUGUGUUCCUGAUCAACCCGUUCAAGGUGUUUCGGUACGAGGCGCGGUUUUGGCUGCUGAAGACGAUCGGCCGCAUGGUGGCAGCACCGUUCUUCCACGUAAGCUUUGCCGAUUUCUGGCUGGCUGAUCAGCUCAACAGUCUGGUGACGGCGCUGAUGGAUUUCCAGUUCCUGACCUGCUUCUAUGUGACCAACGGGGACUGGCUGGAUGCGGGCAAUACCAGCCAGUGUAUGGAGCAGAACUAUAUCAUGCGUCCGAUCGUGAACUGCUUGCCGGCAUGGUUUCGUUUUGCGCAAUGCUUGAGGCGUUACCGGGACUCGAAGGAAGCGUUCCCCCAUCUGGUCAAUGCUGGGAAAUAUUCGACCACAUUUCUGGUGGUCAUCUUUGCUACGUUGAGGAGUUUUCACGCAUCCAAAUACGAGGACGCCUACGACAAUCCGUACCUGUGGCUUUGGCUGCUAAGUCAGGUCAUAUCUUCCGUCUAUGCGUACAUGUGGGACAUCAAAAUGGAUUGGGGUCUGUUCGACAAAAAUGCCGGCGAAAAUACCUUCCUCCGGGAGGAAAUCGUCUAUUCGACACCGUUCUUCUACUACUUUGCCAUCAUCGAGGACCUGUUCCUACGAUUCGUGUGGGCCAUCUCGUACGCCCUCAUCGAGAACAAAGUCGUCUCGGGCGAUCUGAUGACGUCGGUCCUGGCGCCGCUGGAAGUAUUUCGCCGUUUCGUGUGGAACUUUUUCCGCCUGGAGAACGAGCACCUCAACAAUUGUGGUAAGUUCCGAGCCGUUCGGGACAUUUCCAUUGCACCGAUCGAUUCCAACGAUCAGAUCAUCAUACUGAAAAUGAUGGACGACGAGGAUGGUGUUAUCAAUAGGGACACCAAAAACAAUCGAGCCAAGCACAAAAAGACCAAAGAAGACAGAAAGCCGCUGCUGCAAGCGUUCAAAGGCUCCCUGCAAGACCUGGAUGUGAACAGCACGAAAAAGCUCUGAGAGACCAACGACCUGCUCAAGUGUAGUUAAUGUGUACAAAAUUGUACUUAUUCAGUUAGUCAAAAUAGUUUUUAACCCCAUCUUCGUAGGACGCCUCACCGGGCGAGAUAGGAUAUUUAGAACCCAACUCCCACAUUCCUCAAACGAAUUAGACUCCGAUACAAGGUUGCAACUCAUUUCAGAUAACAAAAUGUUUUUUAGGAAUUGUGAAGUCAUUAGACGGUAUGAACAUAUGUUUUAUUUGUAAGAUACAAGAAGAGGUUGCAAAGUAUGUUUUUGACGCAUAAAACCUAGAAAUGUCGCUUCCUGAGAGUCGUUAUCAGCAAUUUUCAUAUAAUCGCUGAUUGUGACUCUUAGAAAGCCAGCACAUGCUUUGUAGUCUUCUCUUGUAGCUUACAAGUGAUGUUAUGCAAAAUGAACAUUUGCAACCUUGCUCCGAGAUUGGCGCUUCCUAGCAGCAAGCAUCAAAAGAAUGUGUCAGAAACAGUGCGUCCGUUGUUGCACAUUGAUUAGGACAGUUCACAGUUAGGGUUGCGAUACGUGAUAAAAGUAAUGCCUUAUGAAGAAAUGUUUGUACUUCCAUAUUUUUUUUUACUAAUCUGACGGAUAUAGAGAUGAUGCAAUAAUAUAGAUUUAUACGUGAACAGUGAAAGCAAAUACGAUUGACUGUAGGAUGAUCUUUGCCAAGGAUCUAAAAAAAAAGAAUAUCUUGUUAGGAAAUGAAAGAAGAAAGCGCUGGAAAAUCAACAGCACGUCGUCACAUGUCGAUUUAGUUGUGGCAGUAUUACUUACUACCCUCCCGAAACAUUUGAUUUUAUAUCAAUGACUCCCAUCGUUUUGUCAGUCCAAUAGAGCUUAGGAGGCAACUUCGUCGUACAAAAGAUGGCCAGGUUCCGCUUUCAGUUAAGUGCUAAAUUGUAGAGAAUAGGUCAUACCCCAUACAUAAUUAGAACGUUUCAAUAGAGGUGCUGUAGAAACAGUUUCUGAAACACCAGUUGGCUUAGUGUGCUACUAUUUCGCCUGAAGUGGAACAAGUUUGUGAUUUCAUUCCAAUAAAGAUAUGAUAUGAUUUUUA